Molecule: messenger RNA, 1483 nt
Organism: Populus trichocarpa (black cottonwood)
Lineage: Eukaryota; Viridiplantae; Streptophyta; Magnoliopsida; Malpighiales; Salicaceae
Product: fructose-bisphosphate aldolase 1, chloroplastic
Exons: 6
Coding region: 133-1323 (396 amino acids)
Biological process (GO): glycolytic process; fructose 1,6-bisphosphate metabolic process
Cellular component (GO): cytosol
Molecular function (GO): fructose-bisphosphate aldolase activity
Source: RefSeq, a predicted model, not a curated record
GGAAGUUCAUGGAUGUGCGGUGAAGAGGCACAAGGUAGAGAGCAGAUAAGAUAGCAGACACAAAUUGUUAUUAUAGGCUCUAUCUUGCACUGGCAGUUUAGUCUCCUCUCAGGAAAACAGAAAAAAAGAAAAAUGGCCUCAGCAUCACUUCUCAAGUCAUCACCAGUCCUUGACAAGUCUGAGUUUGUCAAGGGUCAGACCCUCCGCUUGCCCUCUGCCUCCAUUGUCCGGUGCCGCUCCACCGCCCCUUCUUCCCUUACCGUUCGUGCUGGUUCUUAUGCUGAUGAGCUUGUCAAGACCGCGAAAACCAUUGCAUCUCCUGGUCGUGGUAUUUUGGCCAUGGACGAGUCCAAUGCUACCUGUGGGAAACGUCUAGCCUCAAUUGGGCUAGAGAACACUGAGGCUAACCGCCAGGCAUACCGAACCCUUCUUGUGACAGUCCCUGGUCUUGGCAAUUACGUCUCUGGUGCCAUCCUUUUUGAGGAGACUCUCUACCAAUCCACAACUGAUGGCAAGAAGAUGGUUGAUGUUCUUGUUGAGCAGAAGAUUGUUCCUGGUAUCAAAGUCGACAAGGGUUUGGUGCCUCUAGCUGGUUCCAAUGACGAGUCGUGGUGCCAAGGUCUUGAUGGACUUGCCUCCCGCUCAGCUGCUUACUACCAGCAGGGUGCUCGUUUCGCCAAAUGGCGUACUGUUGUGAGCAUUCCCAACGGCCCAUCUGCCUUGGCAGUGAAGGAGGCUGCCUGGGGUCUUGCCCGCUAUGCUGCCAUUUCUCAAGACAACGGAUUGGUCCCUAUUGUGGAGCCAGAAAUCUUACUUGAUGGCGAGCAUGGCAUUGAGAGGACUUUUGAAGUAGCCCAGAAGGUGUGGGCUGAGGUUUUCUACUACAUGGCAGAGAACAAUGUCAUGUUUGAGGGUAUCCUCCUCAAGCCUAGUAUGGUCACUCCUGGCGCUGAAUGCAAGGACAGGGCCUCCCCUGACCAAGUUGCUGAAUACACCCUCAAGCUCCUCCACAGGAGAAUCCCCCCAGCCGUCCCUGGAAUCAUGUUUUUGUCUGGUGGGCAAUCUGAGGUCGAAGCAACCCUGAACCUCAACGCAAUGAACCAAUCUCCAAACCCAUGGCACGUGUCAUUCUCAUAUGCCAGAGCUCUCCAGAACACUUGUUUGAAAACAUGGGGAGGCAGGCCAGAGAACGUUCAGGCAGCUCAGGAAACACUUCUCAUCCGUGCCAAGGCCAACUCUCUUGCUCAGCUUGGCAAGUACACCGGUGAAGGAGAGUCAGAUGAUGCCAAGAAAGGAAUGUACGUCAAGAACUACUCCUACUAAGCUGUUGUGAUUGAAAUCUAUAGAUGAAGAAGAUGGAGAUUCGAGGGAGCAACUGCAACACUAAUUUCUCUCAACGUGUUAAAUGAUUUAUAGCCAUGGAGACUAUUUUUGUUCUUUGUUACAUGUACUUUUAGUAACAUAAUAAACCUCUUGCCAGUGA